AUGGCCCUCCGCAUUAAAAAGAUUCCAUUUCCUGCACUUGGGUCAUUCGCUGUCUUCACCAUGGAUCCCGUUCUUUCUCUUGACCCCGAACUCCGUGACGACCCCGAAGCAGUCAAAGCCUGCAAGCAACUCAAGGUUGGUAGAUAUGUUGGCCUUGUGAACCAGCGGUCAGGGCUUUACAACCCGUGGACGCCAUACAACGCAUGCCAGUUUUACUUCUUGCUGCAGGGGUUGCCUGAAGCGCAGCCCUACGGAUUUGAUGCCUCCAUGUCCAUUCCCGUGGCACCGAUGACAAUAGAGAACCACCCAUCUGGCCGGGCGCCACUGCAGCCCUCAAAACCCUUGCCGUGGAAAGACUGUUAUCUGUCUGGUGCUUGGCACCACGAGCUGCGUAGCCAAUCGGUGUACGAGCCUAAAGAGUGGAUUCAUAAGAUCGGGUAUAUCCUGCCUGUUGAGGAUGUGGGCAAGCAGCGAUUCUAUACGCUCAUGGACGACAUGCGCUCGGACAAGAUGCGCGAUAUGGUAAUCGAGCCAUACGAGGGGCCGGACCUUGAUAUCGACGAGGAGCCGCUUGCAGACCCUUUGAGCGACACAGCAGAAAUAUGGGUGCCUUCGUGCGAGAGUAUGUUUCCAGAUCACGGGUUGUCGGUGUCCAUGAUUACUGGCACGUUCUCGCAAGACCUCUCGACCGUAAAAGAGUUGGCCCACCCGUCCAGCUUCUACGAUGAGGUCAAGGCUUUGUCUCGGAUUAUGGACCAGGCGCGUCACCACGCCACUGCGACGACACAGAGAAAAGAUUCAGACAAUAUGCCAGCAGACAGUGAAAUCGGCUUUGUCAGCACACGUGACAGCAGACUGAGUCAGAGUGCGCCCACACUGUUCAAUGUGACACUCAUGGAUGUCCCGACCAAGCGGAUCCCCUUUCCUGCAGUCGGCGCCUUCGCCGUUUUCACUAUGGACCCCAUCCUUUCUCUUGACCCCGACCUCCGAAACAACCCUGAAGCAAUCGAAGCUUGUGCACAACUCAAGGUUGGUAACUAUGUUGGUCUCGUAAACGAUCGGUCGGGGCUUUUCAACCCUCUUGCGCCAUACAACGCGUGUUUUUUCGACUUUUUGCUUCAUGGCUCCCCGACCACCCAACCCCACGGUUUCGACCCCUCCAUGUCCAUUCCCAUUGCUCCCAUGUCAUUAGAAAAUCAUCCGUCUGGUCGCGCGCCGCUGCAGCCCUCAAAACCCCUACCCUGGAAGGACUGCUAUCUUUCUGGCGCCUGGACUCACAAGCUGCGUAGCAAAACGAUGUACGAGCCCGAAGAGCAAACCGAGAAGAUGGGUCAUCUUCUGUCGAUUAAGGAUCAGGCCAAGCAGAAAUUCUAUAUAACCAAAGACGAAGAACGGUCGACCAGGGUUCCGAACGUGCCAGUGGUAGUCGCUGAAGAUAUUGACGAGGAACAUUGUGCAGACGACUCGAGCGAGGACUCGGGGGAAAUUUGGCUUCCCUCGUUCGAGACUGUGUUCCCAGAUCACAGCUUGUCGGUGUCGAUGAUCACCAGCAGCUUCUCGCAGGACCUCUCGACCGUGAAGGAGCUCGCCCACCCGUCCGGUUUCUAUCAGGAAUUGGAGGCCUUGUCUCGGUUCGCUACCUUUUUUUCUUUUUCUUUCCUAGGAUGA
This is a messenger RNA of Mycena indigotica, 1668 nucleotides long. RefSeq lists its product as uncharacterized. The record is from RefSeq and is a predicted model, not a curated record. The transcript has 6 exons. Bases 1 to 1668 code for a protein of 555 amino acids. Lineage: Eukaryota; Fungi; Basidiomycota; Agaricomycetes; Agaricales; Mycenaceae.